AUGAAGACGUACAGGAUCGACACCAAGGGACUUGUGAAGUUGGUCUAUACGCAAGGCUGGACCCAGGACGUUAGUGGCGGCGCGCUCAGGUGUGACGUGCUCCUGAUAGAACAUAUCCCGACGAUCCGUAGACGAGCCCCGAAGACAUUCAGAACCCCGAAUAACACUAAGUUCACAGAGCCGAGCGCCAGCAGCGAGGUGAGAGGCGGGCCCCCCCACGAUCUUCGCCUCCUGGCCGUUCGGACCCCUCCGGUCGAUGAUCAACCGGUCGCGCGAGGCGUUCUUCCACACGUUGAACGGGUUACACUGCUCAUGGGCCGCCACAGGGCCCUCGGUGAACCCAAGGAGCCCCACCUUGUCCAGCUUCUGGAAGAAGGCCAACUGCUGGGCCCGGGGGGGCUUGCUGGCGCCCCCCCACUGGUACGACGACGGGUCAACCCGGCUAGUACGCAGGACCCCCGGCUCGUCGAAGGCCAGGGACAGCGGAGGCUCCAAGAAAUCCCCGAUGGACCAGUGAGCGAGAGGACCCUCAAGGACCAGACGUUCAGGACAAAGAGGGGCGUAGGCUCCUGGGACAGGGUGAACUCGACGGGGGCCCUGAAGACCGUAGGGAUCAACAGCUCUGAGAUGAUCUGA
This is a messenger RNA of Prorocentrum cordatum, 636 nucleotides long. NCBI's taxonomy places the organism in Eukaryota, Dinophyceae, Prorocentrales, Prorocentraceae. The record is from the annotation of a GenBank genome assembly.